UAAUACUUCUUCAUCAAUAGGAACCUUAGCUGAUUUUUUUUUUUCUUUUAACGCAGCUCGAGUCUUUCGUAUUCCUCCUUCCAAUUCGCGUGGUUCGAAAUAAGUUCUUUAGCUUCCUAUCGCAUUGGUUCAUGGCAACACUCAUCCUUAUUCCCGAGGCACAUUUGAUCUUCACAGUAGAAAGCCUUAAUGGCGGACUAUCAAGUUACCUGAUGCUGUCGAUGACCCAGAUUGAUUGUGACAAUGAGCCCACUAUUCAAGUCACUACUUCCCAUAGGCGGACGCUCCUGAUCCGUUUUCCAGACCAAGCGCGUCUGGAUUACUGGGUGAGCCUCUUUUCGAAUGAUGACCUUGAAGCCUUGAGUACUCAGUUAUUAUCUGAGAUACCUACAAUGAGGCGCUCGAAGAGUCUAGAUAACUUAGGCAAACAAGUUAUGGAGACCAACAAACUUGGCCAUAGAGAUAUGGAGAAUGACGAAAUAGCGGGUGCCUUGCCACCUGGUCAAUUGCUACAUCACCCAAACCUAGAGACAGGGGCUCCCUCUAAAUUGGGCGAAACUAGCCACAGUCAUGCACCUUGUAGUUCCAGUAAGAGCAAUAUGCUUGAACACCUGCCCAGAAUCACUGACAACAAGGAUGACCUUGAUCUUCCUACCAAUUACGUCGGAAGCAAUACUUGCAGUAACAGUAUCAGUUCUCCCUCAACAUCACGAGCGCAUAAAACCCCUUGCCAAUCUGAGUUGCUAAUGCAGUCUCCUCUCCAGAAUGCUCCGUCUAAUGUGUUAUACUCUGAUGACUCUGACGACCUUUAUGACCCUGAAUUCGGUAUUGGCGGUGGCGGCCGUAGGCGUCGCCAUGGUCGUCGACAAAGCAGAUAUAGCCUACCACAAAGCAACACGAUCCCUUCUGCAGCUGUGAUUUCGGCAGCUGCAUCCGCUGUCAGCGCAGGGUGGUCAGAAUCGGAAGCCCUUGCUGCAGCCAUGGCUAAACAACCGCUCUCUGUAAACAACCAGUCCAAGAAAUAUUCAUAGAUUUUGAUGAAGAACCAGGACUCAAGUUUGGUUUUCUUAUGUCACACGAAAAAUGAAGUUUCAUCUCUCCAGUCAAAGUAACUUUGUACUUGAUACCGUCUUUUUCGAAAAAAGCAAGCGAUACUAGUUAGUGGUAGGGCAGAAGAGAUAGAGAAAUUAAAGGAUCGAGAGGCAUCCAAAUUAAAGCUACGAAAGUUUAAUCGUCUUGUGAGUAAGCAACGGCGAAAGAAUCAUUAUCAAAC
Lobosporangium transversale is the source of this 1273-nucleotide messenger RNA. RefSeq lists its product as hypothetical. The coding region runs from base 132 to 1031 and encodes 299 amino acids. The record is from RefSeq and is a predicted model, not a curated record. Lineage: Eukaryota; Fungi; Mortierellomycota; Mortierellomycetes; Mortierellales; Mortierellaceae. The transcript is spliced from 3 exons.